Molecule: messenger RNA, 3553 nt
Organism: Ornithorhynchus anatinus (platypus)
Lineage: Eukaryota; Metazoa; Chordata; Mammalia; Monotremata; Ornithorhynchidae
Gene: PHC3
Product: polyhomeotic homolog 3
Exons: 15
Coding region: 54-3068 (1004 amino acids)
Cellular component (GO): nucleus; PRC1 complex
Molecular function (GO): zinc ion binding; protein binding
Source: RefSeq, a predicted model, not a curated record
GCGCUCCCGGGCGGGGCGCAUGCGCACGGCGCCUCAGUGAUGGAGGAGAGAAGAUGGCGGAAGCGGAGUUUAAGGAACACUGUGCCACAAUGGAGAGCGAACCAAAUCCCACGGCAUCUUCCGGGUCUACGUCUACUAACAGCAGCACCACCAACACCAUCACUACUUCCUCCUCUCGGACGCAGCAACCCCAGAUCUCUGUUUAUAGCGGCUCUGACCGGCAUGCGGUGCAGGUAAUUCAGCAGGCUUUGCAUCGUCCCCCUAGCUCAGCCGCUCAGUACCUUCAGCAGAUGUAUGCAGCCCAACAGCAGCAUUUAAUGCUGCAGACGGCGGCGCUUCAGCAGCAGCACUUAAGCAAUACCCAACUUCAGAGCCUGGCGGCCGUCCAGGCAAGCAUAUCCAGCGGGAGACCACCGACGUCACCUUCGGGGAGCGUCACACAGCAGUCGAGCAUGUCCCAGACCUCCAUCAACCUCUCCACCUCUCCUACACCUGCCCAGUUAAUAAGCCGUUCGCAGGCUUCCAGCUCUACCAGCAGCAGUAUUACCCAACAGACUAUGUUGCUAGGGAGCACCUCCCCUACCUUAACUGCAAGCCAAGCUCAAAUGUACCUCCGAGCUCAAAUGCUGAUUUUCACCCCUGCUACCACUGUGGCUGCUGUACAGUCUGACAUUCCUGUUGUCUCGUCGUCGUCGUCGUCACCUUCCUGUCAGUCGGGAGCUACUCAGGUUCAGAACUUAACGUUGCGCAGCCAGAAGCUGGGUGUAUUAUCUAGUUCUCAAAACGGCCCCCCGAAAAGCAGUAGUCAAGCUCAGUCGCUGACCAUAUGUCACAAUAAAACAACAGUAACCAGUUCCAAAACCAGCCAACGAGAUCCUUCUCCAGAAAGUCACAAGAAAGGAGAGAGCCCCAGCCUGGAAUCUCGAAGUACGGCAGUCACCCGGACCUCAAGCAUCCAUCAAUUAAUAGCACCAGCUUCGUAUUCUCCGAUCCAACCUCAUUCUCUAAUCAAACAUCAGCAGAUUCCUCUCCAUUCACCCCCGCCUCCGAAGGCUUCCCAUCAUCAGCUGAUCCUGCAGCAGCAGCCGCCGAUGCAGCCCGUGACCCUCGCGCCCCCCAACCCGGACCCCCCGCCGUCGCAGCACUGCCUCCCCGUCCAGAGCCACGGCCUCUCCCCGGCCCCCGGCGGCGUCCCGCCCCAGCACUGCUCCCCGAUUCAGAGCCACCCGCCCCCCCUCCCGCUGUCCCCCACCCACUCGCAGGCGGCGGCCCAGCAGUCGGUAGUGGUGUCCCCGCCGCCCCCUCACUCCCCCAGCCAGUCCCCCGCCAUCAUCAUCCACCCCCAGGCGCUCAUUCAGUCCCACCCCCUCCUCCCGUCGGCCCUCCAGGCGGGGCCCGGCGCCGCGCCGCCGCCCGCCCCUCACCAGGUCCAGCCGCCGGGCCAGCCGCUGCCCCUCCCGGCCCACCUGGCCCUCCCGCCCUCCCCCGUGGUCCACGUCGGGUCGCUGCAGCCGUCCGGCCUGGCCUCCCCGGGCCCGCAGGCGGCGGCGGUCCCCCCGCCGGCCCCCCAGCAGUACCCGGGCCUCCAGCACCCCCCGGCGGGCCCCGCCGCCACCCCGCCGCAGCUGGCGGCCUCCUCCCCGCCGGGCCAGCUGCCGCCUCUGCCCCUGCAGUCUAUGCAAGCUCUACAAGUGCAGCCCGAAAUUCUGUCCCAGGGCCAGGUUCUGGUGCAGAACGCCUUGGUGUCCGAAGAGGAGCUCCCGGCCGCCGAGGCCCUGGUCCAGCUCCCCUUCCAGACCCUCCCGCCCCCGCAGACCGUCGCCGUCAACCUCCAGGUCCAGCCGGCCGCACCCGUCGAGCCGCCCGUGGUUUACCAAGUUGAAGAUGUGUGUGAGGAAGAAAUGCCGGAAGAGUCGGAUGAAUGUUCCCGGAUGGACAGAACCCCGCCGCCCCCCACCCUGUCCCCAGCGGCUAUAACUGUAGGAAGAGGAGAGGAUCUGACUCCUGAGGAUCCUUUGCUAGACCAAGUGGAACUUCCCGCAGUGGCAUCGGUCAGCGCCUCGGUGAUUAAGUCUCCGUCAGAUCCUUCGCAUGCCUCCAUUCCGCCUCCUCCUCUCCUGCUUCCAGCUGCCGCAACGAGGAGUAACAGCACAUCUCUGCCUAAUAGCAUUCCAAGCCUAGAAAACAAACCCCCACAGGCUAUCGUCAAACCACAGAUCUUGACCCACGUUAUCGAGGGCUUCGUGAUUCAGGAGGGGCUGGAGCCAUUUCCUGUAAGUCGUUCGUCUUUGCUAGUAGAACAGCCGGUGAAAAAGAGGCCUCUCUUGGAAAGUCAGGUCAUGACUACCAUGUGUGUCCAGCCAGAACUCCAGAAUAAUACCAAGCACGCUGACAACUCAUCCGACACAGAGAUAGAAGACAUGAUCGCCGAAGAGGGACUAGAGGAAAUGGACAGUGAAUUGCUGAAGUGUGAAUUUUGUGGCAAGAUGGGAUAUGCUAAUGAGUUCCUACGGUCAAAACGAUUCUGCACCAUGUCCUGUGCCAAAAGGUACAACGUCAGUUGUUCCAAGAAGUUCGCCCUCAGCCGUUGGAACCGGAAGCCCGAGAACCAAAGCCUCGGCCACCGAGGUCGGCGGCCGAGCGGCCCGGACGGGGCGACGAGGGAACACUUCCUUAGGCAGCUUCCAAUUACUUAUCCAUCUGCAGAAGAAGACUUGACCCCUCGUGAAGACACAGUGCCGUCUGCCAUGACAACUCGCCUGCGCAGGCAAAGCGAGAGGGAAAGGGAACGGGAACUUCGGGAUCUGAGAAUCCGGAAAAUGCCCGAUAACAUGGAUCUGCUGCCAGCUGCGCAAACAGACCCGUCGGUUUGGACGGUUGAUGAGGUUUGGGCCUUCAUCCACAAUCUGCCCGGUUGUCAAGACAUUGCGGAUGAAUUCCGAGCACAGGAGAUUGACGGCCAAGCUCUUCUCUUAUUAAAGGAAGACCACCUAAUGAGCGCGAUGAACAUCAAGCUGGGACCCGCCCUGAAAAUCUGCGCACGGAUCAACUCGCUAAAAGAAUCGUAACGGGAAUGUGAGGCUUUAGACGAGAGCGAUUCUUUAACCAAUUUGUAAAUAAAUAACUCUUAAACAUGUUACUGUUACAGCAGUGUAUACUAAGCAGAUGGAGUCUCCAUCUCUUCUACAUGCAGUUCAGAGAAGAUCAGCCUUCUAGCUCGUCCGUAAUUAGCCACCGUGCAUUUUUUAGCUUCAUAAAAUGGAAGUGGCCUGAAGGAACUGUGACAAUGAAUGAUGGGGUGGAACAGACUUAAGGGAAAAGAAAUCCAAGUCAAAUUGGUCAUUCACGAUAAAGGGUCCUUUUUAAGAUGAUUUCAUUAUUUACAUUUCUUUUCUCCUGAUGCCUUCACCGCUGUUACUACCUUUCCCUUUCCCGAGUAAUGAAUGUUCUGCGAUUUCCCAUGUUAGAGAAUCUUUAGAUUGUGGAAUAGCAGGAGCGAAGAGCCAUAGGGUCUGUGGGACGUUCAAGAACGAGAAAAAUGCUAUGAAGCAUU